Molecule: messenger RNA, 1635 nt
Organism: Penicillium antarcticum
Lineage: Eukaryota; Fungi; Ascomycota; Eurotiomycetes; Eurotiales; Aspergillaceae
Product: sugar porter family MFS transporter
Exons: 4
Coding region: 1-1635 (544 amino acids)
Biological process (GO): transmembrane transport; carbohydrate transport
Cellular component (GO): membrane
Molecular function (GO): carbohydrate:proton symporter activity
Source: RefSeq, a predicted model, not a curated record
AUGUCUGAACGUCGCGCUUCUGCUGUUGAGGCGCGUUCUGAUGCCGACCGCAUUGAGGCACCUGUUACUUGGAAGGCAUACCUGAUCUGUGCCUUUGCCUCGUUCGGUGGUAUCUUCUUCGGCUAUGACUCUAGUUAUAUCAACGGCGUCAGCGGUUCGAGCAUGUUUAUUCAAAUGGUGGAAGGCCCUGAAGCUACUGCUUUAAGUAGCUCGAACUCUUCUCUAGUCGUGUCCAUUCUGUCUGCCGGUACUUUCUUUGGCGCCCUGCUUGGUGGAGAUAUGGCCGAGUGGAUUGGCCGAAAGUGGACUGUCAUUUUUGGCUGUCUGAUCUACAUGGUUGGUGUGGUCAUUCAGAUGUGCACUGGCCUCGGUGACGAUGCUCUAGGCUUGAUCGUGGCUGGUCGUCUGGUUGCCGGAUUCGGUGUCGGAUUUGAGUCUGCCAUUGUCAUUCUCUACAUGAGUGAAAUCUGCCCCAAGAAAAUUCGUGGAGCCCUCGUCGCUGGAUAUCAGUUCUGCAUUACCAUUGGUAUGUUGACUGCGUCCUGUGUAGUCUAUGCCACCGAGAACCGGCCAGACACUGGAUCCUACCGUAUCCCUAUCGCCAUCCAGUUUGCUUGGGCUUUGGUCCUGGGCACCGGCCUAUUCUUCCUUCCUGAGUCGCCACGUUACUAUGUCAAGAAGGGUCGCAUUGAAGAUGCUGCCAAUUCUCUCGCCCGGCUUCGUGGCCAGCCUCGUGACUCGGCCUUCGUCGACGCCGAAUUGACGGAGAUUGUUGCCAACGAGCAAUACGAGCGCUCGAUCAUCCCUACCACUGGCUGGGUCUCUAGCUGGUACAGCUGCUUCACAGGCGGCCUUUGGGAACAGAAAUCGAACUUGCGCCGCACUAUUCUGGGUACCUCUCUACAGAUGAUGCAGCAGUGGACUGGAGUAAACUUCAUCUUCUACUACUCCACCCCGUUCUUGCAGUCGACUGGUGCGAUCGACAACGUCUUCCUCAUCUCACUUAUCUUCACCCUGAUCAAUGUCGGGUCCACACCCAUCUCCUUUUACACUGUCGAGAGAUUUGGCCGCCGCAAAAUUCUACUCUACGGUGCGUUGGGUAUGUUGAUCUGCCAGUUCCUCGUCGCGAUCAUCGGUGUCACCAUCGGAUUUAACCACACCCACGCUCUCCCUGAUGGCACAUCCGUGGCAAACAACAUUUCUGCUGUCAAUGCUCAGAUUGCCUUUAUCGCCAUCUUCAUCUUCUUCUUCGCUUCCACUUGGGGUCCUGGAGCCUGGAUCGUCAUUGGCGAGAUUUUCCCUCUCCCCAUCCGUGCUCGUGGCGUUGCAUUGUCGACUGCCUCGAACUGGCUGUGGAAUACCAUCAUUGCUGUCAUCACCCCCUACAUGGUUAACAAAGACAAGGGCGACCUGAAAUCCUCUGUCUUCUUUAUCUGGGGUGGCCUUUGCUCUAUUGCGUUUGUCUACUCCUACUUCAUCAUCCCGGAGACUAAGGGCCUGUCUCUGGAACAGGUUGACAGGAUGAUGGAGGAGACGACCCCACGUACCUCGGCCAAGUGGAAGCCCACUGUCACUUUCGCCGAGACCAUGGGCGUUGGCGAGAAGGGCUUGGCCGUCCACGAGGAGGGUGUCUAG